This is a messenger RNA of Exophiala bonariae, 774 nucleotides long. RefSeq lists its product as uncharacterized. Bases 1 to 774 code for a protein of 257 amino acids. The transcript is spliced from 2 exons. Lineage: Eukaryota; Fungi; Ascomycota; Eurotiomycetes; Chaetothyriales; Herpotrichiellaceae. Gene Ontology annotation, molecular function: protein-lysine N-methyltransferase activity. The record is from RefSeq and is a predicted model, not a curated record.
AUGCCGACGAGCAGUGAUGAAAAUGACGACCUCGGAUCGUCGGACCUGUUCCAAGACCCUGAAGGAUUUUACGAACCUGAUAAGCCGGCCACAGUUACUUCCUACUCACUGAAAAGUGGUCGCCGUAUCGAUCUUCGACUGGUUGGUCACAGUCCAUUAUGGGGCCAUCUUUUGUGGAACGCGGGACAGGUUGUGGCUCAAUACCUCGAGGACAAUAGGCAACAGCUUCUCCAAGGCAAAACUGUACUGGAGCUUGGGGCGGGAGCGGGUCUUCCCAGUCUUGUGGCCUCGAUCCUUGGUGCAAAAAAGGUGGUGGUGACAGACUAUCCUGACAAUGAGCUUAUUGUGAACUUGCGGCACAAUAUUGAUCGGAAUUUAGUUGCUGACGACCAAGCCAAUAUUGUGGCCGAGGGCUUUCUCUGGGGCUCUGCGGCCGAUACUUUGUCGAAGCAUCUUGAUACUGGUAGCAAGGGUUUUGAUGUGCUUAUUCUUGCAGACAUCCUGUUCAAUCAUUCUGAACACGAGAAAUUGCUCAACACUCUAACUCAGUGUCUGAAGAGAACUUCUGAAUCUGUGGCCCUGGUGUUCUUUACUCCAUAUCGGCCCUGGCUAUUGGACAAGGAUCUCAAGUUUUUCGAUAUUUCUCGCAAUAGUGGCUUUGUUGUCGAUAAGGUUAUGGAGCACACCAUGGAAAAAGUCAUGUUCGACAAGGAUCCUGGCGAUGAGACUCUUCGAAGGACAGUCUUUGGGUAUACUGUAAAGUGGGACAUCUAG